Heterotrigona itama is the source of this 1919-nucleotide messenger RNA. Lineage: Eukaryota; Metazoa; Arthropoda; Insecta; Hymenoptera; Apidae. The record is from the annotation of a GenBank genome assembly.
AUGAAAGUAUUCACGGUUCACGCAGUACUCUGCGUGUGCGCGUGUUCGAGCGUCGCGAUCACGAUCACGUACGUUGAGAAUCCGCAUGCCAAUAAGUGGAAGAUCUCUGAAGAUAUUGGAACGAGUCAACUUUCCAAAGAAACCGACGACGAACCAGUUGGAAUAAGUUUCCAAAGGAAAUUGAUCCCCAUAAAAGAACCGCGAAUUGGCAAAAAUUUCCAAACGUUUCGCAUGCCUCUGGAACCGGACGCAGAAAUCUUGCCGGCCCACUACACGGGCGUCAAGCCUCCCGGAGUCGAUCACAUGGAACUGAGACACGCAGACUCCCAAACCGUUCCUAAAAUCGAGCCCUCUAACAACUUUGAGCAAACCGAUACUCAACGAUCGUCAGGGAACCAAGAAUCUGACGGUCUGACUGGCGAGAGACAACGUCAGAUGAUCUCUUCGUUCGAGAAAUCCCAGAGGGAUGACACUCUGAGGAAGACGAAGAAUACGCAACGUGAGGAAACUGGUGAAGAGAAGAAACUUCACGAAGGAAGGGAGAACGAUUCAAACGAAGAGACAGAACAGACUGUAAGUAAAAGAGGGGGUGAUAACAAGGAGAAAGAUCGUAAGGUGGCUGGUUAUCGCAACGUCUUUCACAAAGACGAGUACAAGAAGAACCACGAUUUUUACGAGAACGACGAUCACGGCGGUCACUCGAAGAAACAUGGAAAGUACAGGGAGAAGUACGUGGCCAGUGAAGGGGAGUUCAAUAAGGGUAGUGCUCGGGAUUCUGGCUUCGACGAGGCAGAACUCCGCGAGCAGGGAAUAUCGGGCGAUUCCCGAGCUACUGGGGAAACCAAGGCUCACGAGACCCGGAAUGGCCACGAUGGAUUCUUUAAAAACUUCCACGGGUUUCGCGAAGCGGGUAGCCAGAAACGACGGUAAAAGGUUUGGCUUCGGCCAACAGAAGACGAAAGCUAACUUUUAUACGCUUCUCGCGUGUGCGUUCGCACGGACGUUGAACACUGUCAUGUUUGUGCAAAGGGAGUGUGUACGUGGGCAGGGAGAACGUAGAGAAACGUAUUUUGUUCAAAUGAAUUUCAGAUUUUCUUUUAGUUAAUCGAGGAGGCAAGGAGACUUUGCUCGUAGUUACGUUGAAGCUUUUGAUGGAAUUCUCACAGUUCGAAAGGGUAUCCUUUUAUUUUGCCUCUAGUUAUUAUAAAUUACCAGAGACAACAAGAGAGAGACAGGGAAUCAAUAAAGAAUUUCAAGAGAAACUUUUACCAGAAUACAAUUCCGUUUUUGCUCAAUUGUUUUUCAUGUGUACAGAGAUUUUUUUAAUUCAUCGUACGUGGCGAACGUAUUGACAUUUAUAAUGCGAUAGGCCGCUGAUUGAGAGAGAUUGCGGUCACGCGCGAGUCUGAUUAAUUGUUUAGAUAUUGAAACAUAUCUGGAUAAUUUCUACCAGCGAGAGUUUUAUAUUGUAUUUGUAAUACAAAUAUUUCGCGAAUAUUUUAUACGUUUCUUUCCAUUUAUCGUCGUAUUUCCCAUGAAUUUCAACUCCGCACGUCAUUUUCAAUUUUUGAUCUCGACGUUACGCGCUUUAUUAAUAAUGCUUUCGGCGGGAUUAACGGAAUCCAUCUUCUCGGAGAGGUAACUUUUCACUCGCUUGAACGCUGGAUUAUUAUCAUUAUCCAAAUCUUAUACUUCUUUAAUUAUUGCGACCUAAUCGUCGAUUAAUCAACACGAAUUUCCCUUUUAGUCGCAUCUUACGACACACAGGUAUUACGUUGGGCUUAUUCUACGCCCGGAGCCCACACGGGGAUCGUAAAAUGCAAAUACAUGCACGAAUAAACAUUUCCCGAUUAGAUUGUAGGAGUCUGUCUGACCCGACACGACUCGUGGCUUAUUCUACUUACAGUUGCGUGACUUGA